CUUUAGAAUACUGUAAACCUACGUUCUCCAAAGAUCUCUAUAUACCGAUCAGAACAAGAAGACGUCUUCAAAGACAUUGUACUCGAUUCCACAACUUAAAUGACUUUUCCUCUUUAGUAACGAUGACAGAAAUACUUGUCCGAACAGAGGCAAUAAGUAAACAAAAAGCAGUAGCACAGGAAAAACGUGCAGUUGAACUUAAUAAUAACUCCUCUGCACUCACCAUACUACUCCAAAAUAAACUUAAACGCUCAAAAUCGAGAGGGAGUAUAUUCAUUAAAGACAAACAAGUAUACGAAGAUCCUAAACUUGUCACAGAAUUAUUUAGUGAACAUUUUUGUUUCUCACUAACUAACGAAAAGCCAUUUAAUGAUUCAGAAUCAAUCCCAGUAACUCCCUGUGAAAUUACUAAUGUAGAAUUCAAUGUACAAAAUAUUUCCAAGGCAAUCAGUAGAUUAAAACACUCCUACACUGAUGGACCAGAUGGUAUUCCAUCUAGCAUGCUAAAACGUGGAGGUGAUGAUAUGUGUGUUUUGCUUCUCAAACUAUUCGCGAUAUCACUCUCUUCAGCGUGUUACCCUACUGCCUGGAAAACUACACAUAUCAUUCCCAAAAUUAAAACAGGACCUGAAGCAAACGUUGAAAAUUACCGGCCUAUAAACAUAACUUCAGUGGUAUCCAGAGUGAUGGAAAAAGUAGUUAAGGCGGCUGUAGUCCAACAUCUACUAACUAAUAAUCUCAUCUCGACCUCCCAGCAUGGAUUUCUUAGGUCCAGAUCAUGCGACACAUGCCUAGUAGACUACCUGAAUGAUAUAACUCUGAAACGAGACAGCGGACUCCUUGUAUCAGUCCUAUUCCUAGACUUUAGGAAAGCCUUUGAUAAGGUCCCACACAAAAGGCUACUCGUCAAACUAAAUUCCUUCGGAAUACACAACCCACUGUACUCAUGGUUUGCUUCGUUCUUAACAGAACGUAAACAGAUGGUAAAGUACAAUGACUGUCUCUCGUCCCCUAGACCAAUCACCAGUGGAGUCAUCCAGGGAAGCGUAUUAGGUCUACUUUUGUUUCUUAUGUAUAUAAACGAUAUAUGUAACACCAUAGAAUUUGGGAAACCAUACUUAUAUGCUGAUGAUCUCAGAAUAGUAUACAGCUAUAAGCCUGAGACACUAAGCGAAAGUGUAUCCCAGAUCCAAAAGGACCUCAAUAGCUUAACUAUCUGGAGUGAAAAAUGGCAAUUACCAUUUAACCUCAACAAGUGCGGGAUCAUGCACUUUGGAAAGCAUCCCUAUAAACCGCGACUUCACUUAAAUGAAUGUAGAGUCCAAACACUCGAAUCAGUACACGAUUUAGGAAUUAACUACACAGGAAGCCUGAACUUUGAAGAACAUGCUUCCUCUAUUAUUUCUAAAUCUAGACGGCUAAUUGGUUUUAUAAUGAAAAACUUUUUCACAACAGAGGGUAAACUUACUCUCUACAAAAUAUGUGUACGACCCUCCCUUGAAUACUUCUCUUUUGUCUUCUCUAAUAUGAAUAUCGCAGACAAGAUAAGAGUAGAAGAUGUUCAAAGACGUUUCACACGUCAACUACUAGGAUGUAACUUGAAUAUCGAUUACACAGACAGAUGUAAGCAUCUAUCUUUGGAACCUUUAUGGCACCGUAGGCUAAAAAACAAUUUAAUAUUUCUCUACAAAGCGAUAUAUGGGCUCUCCUUUCUAACCUCCUGCCCGACUAUCACCCACGACCCAGCAUAUAGACUUAGAAACAACGCAUAUACACUACUUACCGUAACACACCAAAAACAAAUGCGUUGUAAGUUUUUUUACAGUACGCUUUAGUGUAGAACAGGCUGCCAAUGCCUAUCCGCAACUGUGAUACGUUUACCAGAUUCAAAAAGCUAAUAACCCUAUUUCUAGACUCCAAAGAGCUUCAACAGUUCCUUGAACUCCCGCCCACCGAUGAGGCACUUUAUUACGGACCGCCUAGUAUCUAGAAAGAACAAGAUUAUAACAAGUUCGACUGUUACUAAUACGAAUAUAACCAAAUCACAGGAUAUAUGGCUUAUCCUUUCCUAUUAUUUAUUGUUUAUAAAUCAUGACUUCAUGCUCUUAACCCUAGCUUUCAGUUCCCAAAUCUCUACAGGUUAAAUGUACAUUAUUCUCCCUAAAAGUCAUGUUUUUUUUUCUACUGCAAGUAGACAGAUAGCUCAAUCUUAUGGAAGCUGAUCUACCAAGGCCGAUCAUACAAAGCUCAAAAUUUGGCCACAAAGUCUUGUGAGUUUCUCAAUGCUUUAUUUGUCUUACCCUGAAAUUUUUUUCUACAAUUUUAUACCCUCUCAUAUCUUUUGAUUUACUAUUAGUCCUUACUUCUUUAAACCAUUAGUUAUUUUCAUAGCAGUGUGAUAUACUAUAUGGACAUCUAACCCAUAAAAGACUUUUCAACUAUCUGAUUUGCUUGUAACAUGAACCUAGUAGAGACAGUGUAUUCCAACUAUGGGCUUUGAUUAAAGCAGUAUUCAUACUUACCACAAACGUAAGAGAGCCUAACAUCACAAAAGGAGGGAGGGUGGCGUUACUGACCAGCAAACAUGAUGGUGGGGAGAUAAAUUCAAUCCACCCAUGUCUGUAGGGCAGAACAUUUUGUUUAAUAACGGCUCCUUAUGGUUUAGUGGGAUGUCACGAAUUUAUGGUAUUGAUGCUGAUUUAUCACGCAAAAUACCUCAUUAAAUCGUGUUACGAACGUUGAAUUGGUUUCACUUCCUACCCAGUAAUCCUAUUACAAGCAAACUAGACAAUUCGCUAAUAUACGAAGCCUACUCAAGACCCCAUAAAUACCUGGAAAAAAAUUAUAAAAAAAGAAAGGGGCUCUACUAGCUUCGAUAAAAAAAGAAAGACAGCCAAUCGUAUAUCACAAUACUGUUUCUAGCACUAUAUUUUAUUUUAUAAUCACACAUAAUUCCAUACUCUCAGCUCCUUUCCGAAUCGCCUCCAUUUGUCAGUUGUAUGUCCACUCACACCUUGUUAACACUUAGUUUCUUUAACCUAUUAAAAUGCUCUUUCUUAACAAAUACCUUAAUAAAAGAAAAUUAGACGGAGUAAUCAUACCUUAAACAUUUCUUCAUGAAUAUUGGCUACUCUGCCCCUCGUGUUUUCUUUUACUUGCUCCCUCUUUCAGCCCCCUUGUGAUAUGGAACG
Messenger RNA from Schistosoma intercalatum, 3191 nucleotides. The record is from the annotation of a GenBank genome assembly. NCBI's taxonomy places the organism in Eukaryota, Metazoa, Platyhelminthes, Trematoda, Strigeidida, Schistosomatidae.